Molecule: messenger RNA, 2010 nt
Organism: Euleptes europaea (tarantolino)
Lineage: Eukaryota; Metazoa; Chordata; Lepidosauria; Squamata; Sphaerodactylidae
Gene: ENTREP2
Product: endosomal transmembrane epsin interactor 2
Exons: 11
Coding region: 31-2001 (656 amino acids)
Cellular component (GO): membrane
Source: RefSeq, a predicted model, not a curated record
CGCCUGCUGCUGGCGCUGGGCGGCGCGCAGAUGGCGCUGGGCUGCCUGAUCGUGGCGGUGAGCUUCGCGGCGCUGGCCCUCACCACCUCCGCCCGCGUCCGACACUCCUGCCCCUUCUGGGCCGGCUUCUCGGUGCUGUUGUCGGGACUUAUCGGAGUCGUAUCUUGGAAGAGGCCCCUCUCGCUUGUGAUAACCUUUUUCAUGCUCCUGUCGGCCGUCUGCGUCAUGCUGAACUUGGCGGGCUCUAUUCUCUCCUGUCAAAACGCUCAACUGGUCGACUCCUUGGAAGGCUGUCAGUUGAUAAAAUUCGAUAGCGACGGCGUCUGCGUUUGCUGUGAGCUACAACACCAGACUUCGGGCUGCAGCAACCUGGGCGAGACGUUGAAACUGAACCCUCUGCAGGACUGCAACGUGGUCCGGCUCACGCUCAAGGACCUGCUGUUUACCGUGUGCGCACUCAACAUCGUCUCCACGAUCGUCUGCGCUCUGGCCACGGCCAUGUGCUGCAUGCAAAUGGUCUCUUCUGACGUUCUGCAAAUGUUCCUGCCGCAGAGGCUGCACGCCACCCAAACCAACUGCAUGACCUCCCACGGAACCGUCCUGCACCAAACUCUGGAUUUUGAGGAGUUCAUCCCUCCGAUCCCGCCUCCCCCCUACUACCCACCUGAGUACACCUGCACUCCCGUGAUAGAAGCACAAAGAGGGCUCCAUCUGGACUUCCCUCACUCACCCUUCAGCACGUUGUACGAGGUUGCGAUUAACAGCCCCGGGAUGGUCUACCCGGCGGAGUUGCCCCCUCCGUACGAGGCCGUAAUUGGAGAAGCUCCCAUUCACCAGGUCAUGGCCCUGGAGCAGCAGGUUGCAGAGUCUGGCCUGGGCGAGAGGAAUCCCCCAGCGGUCUUCGGCACCCAAGCGUCCGCGGACAGCCUGUCCCAGGCGGUCUCUGAAACUGUGGACGACCCCGGUCACGGCUACUCCUCAGAGGAUCUCGGUUCGCGGGACGUCCAGGAGUUUCUGCUUUCAGCGGACUUACCUUCCUCCGGCCCGGCCCACAAGGGAGCUACGGACCGGAGCUGCUCCAGCUUGGACUACAGCAUCCGCUGCGGGUCGCACAGGACUAAUUCGCCGGAUGAGGACGUCGGCGUCCGCGGCCAGACCUCUGCGGGCCGGCCUCACGGUCAGGAGCGCGAGACCUGCCCUCGUAGCCGCUCCUCGGACUGCUCCUCGGAGAGUUUCGGCGCCUCCGAGAGAGACCCCCGCGGCUCGGCUCGGGAGUGCAAAGCCAGCCCCCCGCUCAAAAUGUGCUGCGGGGUCUUCAGCCAGCCGGCGGCCUCACAGACUUACCGCAGCCGCUGUUCAGUGCCUGUCCACACUUUGCCGCGCGGCUGCCCCGAGAGGACGGCCCAGCGGUGCGGCAGGAAAGGGAGGGUUUCGAGCAUCGUCCGAUCGACUAGCGACCCUCUGACGUGCUCAUCUACCUUAGAAGGUACACAACCUGUUCCUCAUGUGGCUGCCUGUGCUUGUCAGGACUCUGCAAACCGUUGCCUGCCCGCCGGGAAGCCGCGGGACCCGAGGAAAGCGGACCCUUCCCAGAAGCCAAAGGCCUUAGAGACCCUCUGCAAAGAACGGCCCCACUCCUUGGUGGACCUGCAGACCUAUAAGGACACGAAGAUCCUGGUGGCCAAAUUUCUGGAACAUUCGAACUGUAACCUCCCUCCGGAGGUGCGUCACGUGGUCAACAGCAUCCGGUCCGUCAUCAAGUCUGACGAACGACACAUGGAAGAAGCCAUCUUCAGCGCGAACAUCAUCGACCAGGUGAUCACCAGCUCCCAGCAGAACGUGGACACGUCACGCAAGCGGCUUCAAGAAGACCUCCACCUCCAGAGCUGCGGCGCUCUGAGCUCUCCCGUUGCCUUCCUCCGCCGGGCCCACAUCACGCACAGUUUAGAGCGGGGCAGGCCGCACAGUUUGAUCGGCGUUUGCCGAGAGACCAUCCUUUGACAGUGACCC